UUCAAUUAAUUUAUCACACUGCUCACACUCGCACGCACGCACUCCCUCAAACACUUGACAGUGAAGAAGAAGAAACAGAAACAGAAACGAUGAAACUUCGGCAGUACUUACCUUUUGUAUGGCUUCUACUGUCAUGGAGAUGGUCACUAUUACCGUUAUCUUAUGCAUCUGAUGAAGAACAAGGUUCCACAAGCAUAAUCUUCACCACACUUGGUCGACCCGAUUACGCCUUCGACAUCUACUCCGUCCCAGUUAAUAAUAUUCCACUCACUCCCAAUUCUGAACUUCGACUCACCGAUGGCCACUCCGUCAAUUUUAACGGCCAAUUCGCUCCCCCCACCCUCCUUCUCCCUACAGACCCACCACCGCCCCUUCAACUCGUCUACGUCACUGAACGGAAUAACGGCCUUUCCACCAUCUUCUAUGACGCACUCUACCUCCAACAACAACCCCAAACCUCAUCAAGAAGAUCCACUCUCGAAUCCCAAACCAUCACCAAAAGAAUCCAACUCCCUCUGCUACCCAAUCACUCGCAAAACGAUAACAAAGUCUCCAUGAAGGAUAAACCAACCCUCACGGGAGAAUAUCUUAUCUACGUCUCCACACACGAGAACCCCGGCGUGCCACGUGUCAGCUGGGCAGCCGUGUACUCUACCCACCUCAAAUCUGGUAACACUCGAAGGCUAACCCCUUACGGCGUCGCUGACUUUAGCCCCGCCGUGUCUCCUUCCGGGGAGUUCACGGCCGUCGCCUCCUACGGCGAAUCUGGAUGGAACGGCGAGGUGGAGGAUCUUACUACUGACAUCUAUGUGUUCUUGACUCGGGAUGGGACUCAACGAGUCAAGGUUGUUGAACACGGUGGCUGGCCAAGCUGGGUGGACGAUCGCACCAUCUAUUUCCACCGGAGGGGCGACGACCAGUGGUGGAGUGUUUACCGUGCUAUCCUCCCCGCCGGGAAGGGAUCCAUAUCCGUUGACUCGGUCCGAGUCGAGCGAGUCACCCCGCCGGGUCUCCACGCGUUCACACCCGCAACCUCGCCGGCAAACCACGAAUUCAUCGCCGUCGCGACAAGGAGGCCGGGUUCCACCUAUCGCCAAAUCGAAUUAUUCAACCUGGUCAAGAACGAGUUCACCGAGUUGACUCGUUUCGUCUCACCCAAUUCUCACCACCUUAACCCGUUCCUCUCGCCCGAUUCAACCCGGGUCGGAUACCACAAGUGCAGGGGCGAGCCAAACUCAAACGAAUCCCCUCAGCUAUUACUCGAGAACGUUAAAAGCCCGGUUCCCGGUCUGUCCAUCUUCCGGUUCACUGGUUCGUUCUCGGUUUUUUCUCCCUCGGGUGACCGAAUCGCUUACGUCGACAUGCCAGGGAUCUACGUAGUGAACAGUGAUGGUUCGAACCUUCGAAAGGUUUCUGACGCGAUGACAUUUUCAACCGCAUGGGACCCGGUUCGACCGGGUAUAAUCUACACUGCACUCGGAGAAGGAUUCUCCUCAGAGAGCACGCGUAUUGAUAUCAUUUCCAUCAACGUUGACCAAAAGAGUAACAACAUCAAGCGGUUGACACUCGGCGGAGGCAACAACGCAUUUCCCUCGGUUUCGCCUGAUGGGAAAUGGAUCGUGUUCCGGUCAGCUCGGACGGGUUACAAGAACCUCUAUGUGAUGGACGCGGCCGAAGGCGAAAGCAACGGGCUGAGACGGUUGACGGAGGGGCCCUGGACAGACACAAUGUGUAACUGGUCACCGGAUGGAGAAUGGAUCGCUUUUGCUUCGGACCGGCACGCACCCGGUAAUGGAAGUUUUGAGUUGUACUUGAUCCACCCCAACGGAACCGGGUUAAGGAAACUUAUUCAAAGCGGGUCGGGUGGGAGAACAAACCACCCGUACUUUAGCCCCGAUGGGAAGAAGAUUGUGUUUACUUCGGAUUUUGCUGGCAUUUCUGCUGAGCCAAUAUCUAACCCUCAUCAGUACCAGCCGUAUGGUGAGAUAUUCACCAUUGGGUUGGACGGGUCGGGUUUGACAAGACUGACCCAUAAUUCGUAUGAGGAUGGUACACCUGCUUGGGCCCCCAAGUUUCUGAAGCCCGUUAGUAUUAAGAAGCCCAAGGGUGGCCCGUACUGUGCCUUUGAGGAUUUGCAUUGGCUUAGCAAUAUGCCUAAUGGUAAUGGAAGUGUUGUGUCAAAUGCUCAGUGUGGUUUAUAAGGUCUUAAUGGCAUUUUAUAUUGCAAUUUUUAUCUUUUGGUAAAUGCCUUUAUCAUUUGGCAGAUGCAUAAUAAGAUGCUUGCUACUGUAAAGUGUGAACUUUGGGUUAUAUGUAUUAUAUAUACUUUAUAAUUAUUAUGGGUUA
Molecule: messenger RNA, 2346 nt
Organism: Arachis duranensis
Lineage: Eukaryota; Viridiplantae; Streptophyta; Magnoliopsida; Fabales; Fabaceae
Exons: 1
Coding region: 90-2201 (703 amino acids)
Source: RefSeq, a predicted model, not a curated record